Scutellospora calospora is the source of this 275-nucleotide messenger RNA. NCBI's taxonomy places the organism in Eukaryota, Fungi, Glomeromycota, Glomeromycetes, Diversisporales, Gigasporaceae. The record is from the annotation of a GenBank genome assembly.
UCCCACAUCCUUUAGAGCAUAAUGUAAUUUUGAAAGUUCAAACUACUAAUGAUACCAAACCAGACAUGAUGGUAGCAAAGGCAUUAAAUGAUCUGAUCACGGAAGUUGGAUACCUUAAACAAAAAUUUGUGGAAGAACUUGGUCGUGCAAGAGCACUUGUAAUUCCCAGAGAACAAAAACCCAUGGAAGAACAAGCGCCAUUAGGUAUACCUUCAGCUAGAGAUAAUAUUCCUAUGGGUGGAAAUACUGGUGUGGGUGUAGAUAUGGAUUUCUAA